CUUGUUUAUUCCCCACAUCCACUCGUAGCGGGAAGAGGAGAGACAGGAGCUCCCCCAACACUCGCUCAGAAGCAGCAGCUCCAGCUUCUCCAGGGGAGCCAAAAAUAUUCGCGCCAAUUGGGAGGCAUGGGCGCCAACGGGCACCCGCCGCCCGCCAGCGCCGCCGCCCAGAACGGGUCCCACUCUAGCGGCGGCGGCGGCGGCGGAGGAGGAGGUGGGGGCGGGGGAGGGGGAGCAAACCCUAGCCCCGGAGGCACGGCGGCGGCGCUCCGGCACGACCCGGGCCUGUCGCGGGAGUGGACGCCGGAGGAGCAGGCCAUCCUCGACGAGCUGCUCGUCAAGUAUGCAUCUGAUGCGCCUGUUAUUCGGUAUGCAAAAAUAGCCAUGAAGUUACCAGAGAAAACAGUUCGAGAUGUGGCUUUGCGGUGUAGAUGGAUGAAUAAAAAAGAGAGUGGUAAAAGAAAGAAAGAGGACCACAGCUCGUCAAAGAAAAGCAAGGACAAAAAGGAGAAGGUUGCAGAUUCUUCAUCGAAACCACCUGUUCAUAUAGCUGGAAGGCCGAGUGUUCCGCCAUACUCCCUUCCAGCACUUCCCAUUGAUGAUGACGAAAUUUCAUCCAAAGCAAUUGGAGGUCCAACAGGAGAACUCCUUGAAACUAAUGCCCAGGUUUUAAGUCAAAUUUCAACAAACCUUGGCACCAUGCAGAUACAGGAUAACAUCUCUCUGCUGUGCCAAACUCGAGAUAACAUACUCAGGGUGUUGAAAGAGAUGAAUGAUGCCCCAGAGAUCAUGAAGCAGAUGCCACCACUACCCGUGAAGAUAAACGAGGAGCUUGUGAACUCCAUACUCCCCAGGCCAACUGUACCUAUGCAGUAGUGAUAGUGAAUGGAAAAUAUGUCUUCCAUAGUCUGAAGAGCCCCUUAGAUAGGCAGCAAAAACAAUAAGAAAAAUGCCAGCCUUGGCCCUAGUUCGUUCGUUUUAGACCCUUCCUCUUGUCAUAUAUGUAUCUGCAGAUGUUGAUCUUCCAACUGUUACUCAAAUCAGGCGGUUGGAACAUGUACAGGGCUACCAGGGGUUGCUUCUACUGCAGUUGUGAGUUUCCAACUCUGGCAUUCUUUGUAGUAGGUGUAUUAGCCUAAUGUGAAUGUGAUGGAAUAUGUGAAUUGGCCUUAGUUUGA
Messenger RNA from Hordeum vulgare subsp. vulgare (domesticated barley), 1178 nucleotides. RefSeq names its product homeobox protein Hox-B3-like. The transcript is spliced from 7 exons. NCBI's taxonomy places the organism in Eukaryota, Viridiplantae, Streptophyta, Magnoliopsida, Poales, Poaceae. The record is from RefSeq and is a predicted model, not a curated record. The coding region runs from base 127 to 876 and encodes 249 amino acids.